Molecule: messenger RNA, 17076 nt
Organism: Paramuricea clavata
Lineage: Eukaryota; Metazoa; Cnidaria; Anthozoa; Malacalcyonacea; Plexauridae
Source: the annotation of a GenBank genome assembly
AUGCAGAUUGAUGAAGAAUCUCCAUUUGCCUCGCAGCCAACUUGGUGGCAAUCUGAUACUUGGUGGGAUGCGAUUCAGAGUGGACUAUCGAAGAUUGCUGAACCACUUCAUGUUAAUAUUACCCUCACAUUUGGCAAGUCAUACCACGUAUCUGGCAAGAUUAGGGUUACGUUUUACUCGGAACGACCACAGGCAAUGGUUAUUGAAAGAUCAAAUGAUGGUGGCAUAACUUGGAAGGUUUACCAGUAUUUUGCUGAAGAUUGCGUUUCAACGUACGGAAUAAGCCCAAGUGAAUCACCUUCGACAGAAAAUCCAUUAGAGGUAAUGAUUGUAAUAUUUUCAUAUUUGUUUGCAACGAUGAAGAUCUGCGCUUGAAAAUUAGAAUUUUUCGACAUAGACCACAACGUUAUUUUUUGUGAAAACAAACCCCAUAAAACAAUUAUAAUUUUAGAAGAUACAAUCAUGGACAAAAUCACUCGGACAAACACAUUAAAUACAAAGAGUGUUGCACAAUUUCUAAAUAUCCUCCGAAAAUCCGUCCCCUUCCCUGGUACAAUGGUGGUGAACGCUCGAGGCAUGACUAUAACUUUGUUGGCAGCAACCGGGAUGCAACCAGUUUGUAGAUGAAAGCAUCCAUAAUAUGUAAUCGUCAGCCAUGAAGAAACAGCGUCCGAGUGCUUUUUUCCCUGGAUUGUAGUGGAGUCAUUAUUGUAACAAAAUGAAAAUCGUAAUCAUAAAACGAUCUAUUCCUAAAACGUUUUUUCAUUAACUUACUGCUUCAGUUGCAUGCCAAACCAGUGUUCCAAACCAGUGUUCACCAGAUAAGGAGGAAUUAACAGUUCAUGACUGAUAGAGCUAUGCAGUAUACAACUAUUUCAAUUAAGGUUGUCCCCCAAGCAAAGCGGAAAAGUCGAAUACUAGCGCGAAAGGCUGCUGGGAAUCGCUAAUAAAUUCAUGAAUUUAUUAGCGAUUCCCAGCAGCCUUUCGCGCCCGUAUUCGACUUUUCCGCUUUGCUCGGGGGACAACCUUAAUUGAAAUAGCUGUAUACAAAUGAACUUAGUUUAGUUUUUUUCCUCCAGUAACACAAGAUUAUUUUUCGGAUUUAAAUCAAACUGAAUUGAUGUUUAGCCCUUAUAAAUGACGUUGAGACAAAUAAUUCGAGGUCAUAUUGUUCGACGUCCACCAUUUUUGGUGGAAAAUGUCUUAAGCUGCAUAAAAAUCACUCACUGCAUGUGUGUCAUACGAAUUCAAAAAGGCAAUUUUCUGGCAAAUUCAGACAGGGUUUUUUUUUCUUUUGCCGCUCAUAAUCCCAUAAGUUUUAGGGUGACGUAAUAUUCUCGCGUGACAGCAAGACCUGCAUGAUAGCGUUCGGGUAGGUAUAUUCAGAAAAAGUUACAUUACAUUUAUUAAAUUAUUAUUCAGCUCACUCCCUAUAUUAUAUUGGGGGGUUUUCAGUGACCGAUUAUAUCAAGUAUUACGCUUACUUAUGUUACUAAUUACUUAGCCUAGACUAUUUAUCUUUGCAACAAUUGUGAUUACUUUCUGAACUGUGUUUAUCCUAAUCCACCCUGUCAACCGCCCGGGCAGAGCCAGAGGCAGAGCGUUGACAGACUGUUUUCACAUGAGUCCGUAGCGAGAAUCAAACUCACGAUCUCAGAGGUGAUGGACGCUUGCUCUGACGAAGCCCCAUAAAGUUAAUUCAGUUUAUUCAUUUUAUGACUUUUACCUCAAGGUAACAUGUAGUGAAGAGUACAACGGGCAAUUUCCAGAAAAGAAUGGAAUUGUGGAAUUCCAGGCGUACACACGCUAUUCACCAGAGGACUACAUGGCUCCCCAUAUUCAGAGCUACAUGUUGGCCACACAUGUUAGGCUACGCUUGGAAUAUCCCGGUACGGAUGGACUCGAACUAAUUAAUUCUGAAGUCACCUUAAAUCGCUACUAUUAUGCAAUCUCGGACGUUCGUAUAGACGGACGCUGUAAUUGCCAUGGUCAUGCAGAGUAUUGCGAUGGUGUGGGAAUGAAUCAGUACUGCUUUUGUGAACAUUAUACGAUGGGACGAGAUUGUGAAUAUUGUAGGCCGCUGUAUAACAAUGAUCCCUGGAAACCUGCCAAUACAACCCAUGCUAACGAAUGUCAAAGUAAGUGAAAAAAUGGAUUAUCACAUACUUGCACCUUUAUCAGGUAGGAAGCAGCGGGACAUAAAAACGAUAUCGUCCCGGAUAUCGUUUUUGUCCCGCAUAUCGUUUUUUGUCCCGCUAAAUUUCGCUUGUCAAAACAAAGAUGGCCGACUCGAGGUUCGUGUUGGUUGAUGUCGACAGUUUAUCAAAGAAAACAAGAACGAUAAUACAAAACGAAAGACUUAAAUUGUAUAUUAUUUAUAUGAAUGGUCUAUUUAUUUUCUAAAAUCAUAUUUGUUCAGUAAAUGAUGAAUUGUUUUGAAUUCUAAAAUAUUUACUUUUGGGUGUCAAACCCUGAUAAAGGUACAAGUAUAUAAUAAAUAGGUUAUCGUACUCGGGAUUCGGUGAUAUCAGUUUUAUCGCUCUCGGGACGAUAUCACAAUUGUGAUAUCAUCCCUCGAGCGAUAAAACUGAUAUCACCUCAUCCCUUAUAUGAUAACCUAUAUAUAUAACUAUCUAUUACAGAUGCUCUCAUCAUAAUGAAGCCAAGUGUGUCCAGCCUAGACCUAGGGUCUUCUACUUAUAUUUCAGCGCUUUUUCAUAUGAGAAGAUCGGAACCUAGGCAAUUUCCUCAAAGUUAUUUAAAAUUCAAUAUUUCCAACUACAGCUGUCUUUAUAAAAGAUACAAUAUGGUGCUUGUGUGAUGUUACUCUGAGUGUAUAUCCACACCGGGCAGACUUGAAAAAUAUGCCUGGCCACGGUGGGAAUCGAACCUAUGACCUUUGGAAUACUAGCCCAAAUUACAGCAAAUAUCAUGAUAUAAUAUGGGUUUCCCAUUCCAGUUCCUGUAACCAAAAUCCCAUUUUCCCAGUCCAAGAAUAGAUUCCCAUUUUACCCCUUCCAAGAUCCUCUAUCGGCUGCAUGUAAUCUAAAAACUAUUAUUUUCGGAUGAACUUUCUCAAUUCAUCACAUUGCGAGCUAACAUCUAGCUAACAGUUGAUCUAUGUUUUUCUCCCAGAGUGCCACUGCAACGAGCACGCGUCGUCCUGUACUUACGACGCCAAUGUUGGAAGCGGUGUGUGUAUUGAUUGCAAUCAUAACACCACCGGAGUACAAUGUCAUGAAUGUGCUGAUGGAUUUUACAAAGACAUUGGGAAAUCACUUGACGAUCCUCAUGUUUGCAUACGUACGUAGAGUAACUCUGUUCACAUGAUGCAAUGUCUGAAUAAGAGGUCCUUCUAUCAUUUAUCAUAAUUUAUUUCUAUCCUUUAAUUCCUCGUCAUCUUCUUGAUUUUCAGGCCUCUAUUAUUUUACCUUUGUUUGUGUGCCGUUCCACUUUUCUUUUUCCUCCUGAAAUUUCUGUGUUUCUAAUUAUUCUCAAAAGGAUGAUUUUAUUUCUUCUGUAUGCGUAUUUCGUAUCAACAUAAAUGUCAUCUCGCCUUCUUCAAUACAUUUUACCUCGGCCAUCAUGCAUUCAGUCAUUUGUAUUUUUCUCAAUAUCAAAGAUAUUCCCUAAACUGAAUGUCAAAGUAUAGUAAUUUUAAAAGUACUGUAGUUAUUUUGUGCCAGAGACUAGAUUUAAAAAUCUAGUACUACUGUUCUUUAUACUGCAUUUUACCUUGAGCUUAACUGAUAUGUUGUUUGUGUGUAUGCUAUUAUGUUCAAGGCAGAAUUGUCAAAACGCACAAUGCAAAUUUGUAUAAGAGCUAACUGCUUGUCUAAAACAUCAUUAACCACAAAACCUUUGCAAAUAAUUAUGAUCAGUGUUUUCGUAAGUUGUCACAUGUGUACGUAUGUAUUUAUAUAAGACCUUUACUUCGAUAGGGUAAUCUCGUAAGACAACAAUAUCUGCUAUCAAAGAGGGUUCUAUAUAAAAAAAUAAUUACAGUGCUUAUUCUAUACAUUAAUAUCAAUCUGGUAACAAGAACGAAAUUAUCUACAGUAUAUGCAUGCUAAUGCACUAAAAUCAUUAAAAACUAACUUAGUACUGUAAUUAUAGUUACUCUGUCGAGCUGUUCUUUUUACAACGUCAUAAUUAUGAUUAUAUUCUCUAAAUUUUCCCAUUGUAAUUUUUCCAAUGCAUCUUCACUACUGCCCAGUUUCAUCACAAUCCUUACUCCCCGAGGUUGCAAUUUUUCAAGUUUUUCUUUAUCCUCCACAUUGCAACAACCCCAUAUUGAAGAUGGGUUAAGUCUGUUUUCCAUUUCAACCGCAUCGUAAUAGUAUCGUAACGUAGCGUUUUCUUUUGUGUCGAAGUCAUUAGUUCCAUUCUAGUACUCAGGGAACUCGAGUUUGACUAAUUUGACUUAAUAUCUUUCCAUUUUGCAGCUUGUGACUGUUUUUCGGUUGGUAUUACUGAUAAUGGUUAUUGCAAUAAAAAUACGAGUAGAACAGAUAUCAUUCUUGGUCAGUGCAAUUGCAAAGACAAUGUAUUUGGACGACAGUGUGAUGAAUGUGUUCCAGGAUACUGGGGAUUCAGAUUGCCCCCUGGCGGACACUGUCAAGGUAACGAUAAGCUCUAUCACUCUUCAAGGCCAAUAAAUAGACUCGAGGGUAUUAGCUUCAGUUUUGCAAUUGAUGUUUUAAGAAGUGUCAAAUUCCUGUUGUCGAUGCCGACAAUGUCUUAAAAAUUGCAAUAUAUUUUGUAAUCAUUGUUGGCCUGAUGUCAAUGAUAAGCACAUUUAAAUAAUAAUUGGUCUUUUCGAUAAUUACAAUAUGCAAAAAAAAUUUUGAUGGCAACCAGUGCUGGUACGAAGUGUUAAAAAAAAUUACGCUUAGAAAAUCGUUUUUAUCACACAGACUAGCAGCGCAAACUAUUUUGCCAUCUGUCUCAUCAAAUUACGAACAGCUGAAUAUAUUAAUACGUUCGCCCGUAUUCUAAAAGCUCACACGCACUCAUACUCAAUGAGUGGAGGUUCAAUCUGAGCUUCUUUUGAGUGUGAAUGCUGUUUUUGAAUAGCUGGAGGGUUAGUGUCGUACCUUACUAUGUGACUACUCACCCUCCAGCUAUUCAAAAACAGCAUUCACAGUCAAAAGAUGCUCAAAUUGAACCUCCACUCAUUGAGUGUGAGUGCGAGUGAUCUUUUAAUGAUUUUUCAAAUCUUUGAAAUAUGAGCGAGUGAUUUUUCAAAUCUUUGAAAUAUGACAAAAGUAAUUUCUACAAUAUUCAACAAACCUUUUACCAUAAUGUUGCCAUCACUAAGUAAUAUUACUAUCAGUAAAGGCGAAAUGCUCAGCGCAAGAAAGUUUUACAACCAAUUUAAACAAAAAGGUUAAUACUUUCAGUAUCUCACCUACAAGUUUAGUAUUUCAGGGCUUUCAGAGCUCACUUUAAAAUUCUAGAAUUUUUCCAGGACUUUUCAGGACUAAAAUAGAAGUUCAGAGCUUUCGUGGAUUUUCGGUCGACGAACGAACCUUGUCAUAGAUAAAUAUUACAACAGUUUUAUCUCCUUCUACGCAAUAUCAAUACGGUAUUUUCUGUACUUGAUAGUAAAAACACAUCUGCCUGUUGAGAAAAAUGGAUAUUUUUUUCAAAAACUAAUUUUGUGCGCAAAUUUUAAACUUAUGCAUUUUAAUUUUACCAUCCUGUUCAUUUUUUCGUAACCAUUCAGCGUGCAGUUGCAACAUGUUGGGGACAUUGAAUAACAGCCAAACGUGUGACCAACAAACCGGAAGCUGCUUUUGCAAACCAUAUAUAGAAGGAGAAAAAUGCAACGAAUGUAAGGAUGGCUUCUAUCAUUUCCCUACUGAACAAGAAUCUGACUGUCUGAAAUGCCCUUGUGAUGUGGGAGGAGCAUACGAAAUAUGUGAAAAGCAAACUGGUAAGUCACUAAGUCAUUUGAUUCCAUGGCCUUUUUUAACUAUAUCAUGCACUGGGGGGUGGGGAGUGCCCAACCCUCGGGAAUCGUACUUUCCCCUCUUGUCACACUGAGUCUGCCCCUGGAAAAGUAGUGUUAACCAUUGGUCUCAACUGCGUUUCGUUGACCCCCAAUUUUCAAAAUUUUCCUCGAUUGACACCCUGCCCAAAACAUAAAAUCAAUCUGAUUUUGUGAGAUCGCGAUUUAAAGGAUUAGUGUCAGGGUCAUGCAUUGCGGGCUUUUGUUAUUGUUUACAUUUUACUCAAAUACAACUAAAUAGCGAUAAAAAUACCUUGUUUGGUACAUUUCUGAUAAAAAUCGGACAAAAAGAGCAAGAAAUAUAAAAGGAUGGUCUAAAUAUAUGACGGAUUGUGACACUUUCCAGAUCAUCUAAUCUACUCGUCCCGAAAAAUGGCCGCCAGCAGGAGUUUGAGUCCGCGAAUUCCUAGUGUGACACUAAUCCUUUAAAGUCAUAGUUAAAGUCACAGUAAAAUAAUUAGACUCUGGGCAAGCUUUUACAGCCCGAAUUUUUGCUAUUUAGAAGAAAAGUUUUUGCCUACGCCCCAUCCCCCCCCCCCCCAAAUGAAAAUUCCCUAAAAAGGCACUAUAUGAUUUUAAUAACGGAAAUGUGUAACUAUUCAAUCAAUAGUUGCAACAUAACGUAAUUUUUUUCAAUAUAUGAAAGUAAAAUACAGCACUUCAUGUAACCAAGCACCUCAUUAAAUUAAAUAUUUACUGCAUGUCCUUGGCGUUCAAACACAGACGGCCCAAUCUCUGAAUGCUCUAUAUAUUUUGACUAUUUAUACGGAAUAUUUAUACGUUAUAAUACUUAACGAAAUAAUUAAAAAAACAACAACAUAUCAACAAUAUAUGUAAAAAAAUAUAUCUAACUUGUUAAUAGAAUGCAUUUGUUGUGUUUCUGAGUCUAGUUGAUGCGAUUGCUUUACGUUUUCGUUGUACUUGAACGGUCGUCAAUACUUCUGACACUGAACGGCACAGGGUAAAAGAACUAGAAGCCGAAGGCUGACCACUUUCACAGCCACAAAUCUGGGAAAAUCUCUAUGACUCACGACCAGAAAUUUCCCCCCCAAAAACUACGAUAUCAUUGUAUAGCUUCGUUGGCUCAGUCAAAUAUUUUCGCGCGUUUUUUGUAUUCUUCAUUUUGACUUAUUUGCAACAAAAUAAGGCUGUAAGUUUAAAGUGUUUAUUAUUUAUAUUCCUGAGUAAUCUAAAGUUUUUGGAUGUAUAGCCUUUCCUUUACUCCAAAAUUCUACCAAUAAAUCAGAAACUUUGCUGAUUAUAUCAUGAAAUAAUUUUGUAGUUCGCCUUAUUACAGCAAUUUUCGUCCAAGCACAAACCGCAAACAUUUUCGCGCGUUUGUUUACGUUUGAAACGGGACGUUUACGGUUGGAAACUGAAAUGUUUCACCGCUCAUGUGACGUGUCACAUUGAAAAGCCUUAAGCUAUUUUUGGCGCAACUGUCAUGUUUUGACGUGCUUCCGUGCACGUUUCAAUAUUUCCAAGCCCAUGAUAAUACGUUUUAGUCACAAAAAGUAUGAAUAUAAACAAGUUUGGUCGCUCUUACAAUAUCGUGAGCUUGGAAAUACUGAAAAGUACACGAAAGCACAUCAAAACAUGAAAAAUAACUGAAUUAGGCUUUUUACUAUAACACGUCACAUGAGCAGUGAAACAUUCCGUUUCCAACGGUAAACGCCACGUUUCAAACGUAAACAAACGCGCGAAAAUGUUUGCGGUUUGUGCUUGGACGAAAAUUGCUGUAAUAUUCAUUACACGUCAACCAUAUACGCUCGAAAAUGUUACAAACGGUACAGAUAAUCUAGCGAUCUAUUUUGUUGUUAAGACUUUAUAUCUUUCUUUAAAUUGGCUUCCGAAAAUUUUGUAAAAAUCUUUAGGACGAUGAUGUGAUGCAUUAUUAUAAGCAUUAGAACCUAGAAAUUUCUAGCCUAGAAAAACCUUUUUGUUUUCUAGGACAAUGUAACUGCAGACCAAACAUCGAAGCCCAGUUGUGCACACAACCAAAACCUGGAUUUUUUAUUCCCCUCUUCGAUUACCUCCUUUUCGAAGCCGAAUUUCAGGAUGAAAACGAUGACAUACACUACGAGAUGGAUCGUGAACUUGACCAUCAUACUGGACAAGGUUUUGCACUCAUGGCACGAGAUACAACAAUCCACUUCACAAAUGUUCAAGUAAAAAUAACCUGGCGAUACUAUCUUGUUAUCAGAUAUGCCGACAAUCCUCAGUACUCCAACACUGCUUUUAAUUUAACAUUGAAAAGUAACGAUGGAUUAAGUAUCACUAUAGCAUCAUCCGAAAACCGUCUUCAAGUCGAUGCAAGAACAGUUCUAACACAGGAAGCAUUUUCAUUAACGGCCAACCAACUUUAUAACAUUACCGUCAGUUCAAAAAGUUCCACAAGUGGUGCAGUAAAUGGUUUAUUGGUGGAUUCCCUAGUUCUCAAGCCUGAGUUAACUCCCACUAGAAUUCACGACGAAGUCGAUACAGUCGCAACUUUAUUACGUUGUUUCACCAAUGCAACAUAUCUUACUAGUACUGGCGCUAUUGAUUCCAGUUGUUCUGAUGUGGUAUUUUCUUUCAGUGCUGAAAUGUAUGAUGGUGCUUUAGGUGAGAUUCAAAUCCAUGUCAUCAUUCAAAUACAUUAAAAUGAAUGUUAAUACACUCUUCCAAAACGUACGUCAUUUUCGCUAUAGAGCCUCGUUUUCGUGUACGUGACAUUAGGUAAAGCCUAAUAUCUCGAUCAUGAAAAAGAGGCUCUACAGUCAAGGUGACGUAGAUUCCGGAAGUGUGUAUUAAGCUUAUCAAUCUAAAUAAUAAUUGAUCUUGAAAAUUCAAAGAAAAUUAAUGCGUAAUCAAUGUCUGUAAGUCCGACACAAAUUUUGCCUUGAUUAACAUAUUAACCUCUCUGUAUCUUUAAAACAGUCGAUAAACAUGACAUUCCUAUGUAUGUACCUGAAGAGUAUGAUAAUUUGGCUCGUACUUGUACUGACAGUAAAUAUCAUACAGAUCAAUCCCUCAUUAUUUUGAAAAUCAUAAGUUGAGAAUAAACCUUACUAUUGGUGAAGUCCUUUCCUAUAAAUUUGGUAAUUUAUAUAAUUGCGUCCUAUAGCCAUUCAAGUCUUCUCGCGUAAGAUCUGUAGUCCUAUUGUCCCAAGCCGUUUAACCUCUCCAUUUAGCAAAGUUCCCAAGCAAGGGCACGAGGCAUAAUUAAAUGAAUCUAGAUUGGCUAGCAUUAUGUUGCUUGCUUUCCUUAGAGAUUCAGCAACAACCAUCUUUUUAGAAAAUUUCUGGUGUUUGAUAGAGUCGAGCAGGAAGCAAACUUCUCAUAUACGACUAAAGCAAAAUUUUAAUAUAAAACUGCCUGAUGCAGGUACCAAACCUCCUUUGCAGAACCAGAGGUGGAAUCUCAUGGGCUAGAGUAUCGGUCACUGAAAAGCCCCUUUGGGGAGUGAGAUAAAUAAUAUAUAUGUAUCACUACUACGGAAUUAUUGCUAAUAAACACCCACUAACCCAGCAGGAGGUUCAAUAACAUCUAAAAGAAAGGGCGAAUGUAGUGCCGGGCGAAUGUAGUGCCACCAACGCCUCAGCAGUGGAGCUUGGUACGUCUAGAUACGAGAUGCAUGACGGUUGACCACCAUACGUUUUUGUACACAUGAGCUUGCUCACACCAUAGCCUAUCGAAGGGAGGAUUGCUGUGAGACUCAGUAGAAUAAUAAUGUAACUCAUUAUCUAUGUUAGUCAACGUUUACUCAUAAAUCCGGCCCUUCGCCGUAACGUGUGUAUUGUAUUUUGCCCAACUAACCAAUAGCAAUGUUUUAGGAAAGUUACCCAUGUGUGACUCGAACAUUAGUGAAAUUGAAAAUUGCUCUUCCAAGGUGGAAUAGGCAAAAUACACACGUGACUUUGAAGGACCAUGCAGAUUUAUGAAUAAACGUUGACUAACAUAGAUAAUGAGUUAUGUUGUUAUUCUAACGAGUUUCACAGCCAUCUUCCCUUCGAUAGAAUAUAUGCAUGCUCAUGCACACCAAGCGCAUAUUGUAUAAUACGGUCACAUCAGAUCUGCUCUUUCGCAGCAUUGUUACUAGCAGACAUCAAUUGACUUCAUAGAGUGCCCAACAACAUCUAAGUGAAGGAACGUGAUAUUUUUCAUUUUUUGUUAUCAUUAUGUAGCGUGCGACUGUGAUCCCAAAGGAUCUAGGGAAAGUAGUCAAUGUAGCCCAAUUGGAGGCCAUUGUGAUUGUUAUGCUGGUGUUGGUGGUCGAAGAUGCUCUUAUUGUUUGCCCAAAUAUCAUGGAUUUGGUCAAGGAAAUUGCAAAGGUGAUAAACUUUAAAAAUAUUACGUCAUGCUGGUAUACUAUACGUCAAUCUUUGAUAUCCAUGAUUUUGGACUGCAUAGCUAAUGAUGGCGCUAUGGAACGCCGAGGAAAUCACUGUCUGAAAUUUGUACUUCGAUGUUAAAAAAUUACCUGAAGUGUAAUAAUUGUAAUAGACCUCUCUCUCAAAGUUGUUACAAAAACGGUGGGCCUGGGGUUAAGAGAAUUUUUGCAUCUGCAUUGCUGGCGUUUUCUGAGGCGAAUUUGCAAACUAAUUGCGACCAACAAGCCAGCCAGGAUUAGUUAGAUCUUACCUUGCCCUAGCAAGGUGGAGUGGAAUCGCAAUCAAAUAUGGAAUCAAAUAUGGAAUCGCAAUCAAAUAUUUUUUCCAGCUGUUCCUGGUUACGUCUAAUAAAAAAAUGUAUAUAAAUUUCCACUCAAUAAUUUCCAUCAACAACACCCUACAAGUUCUACAACUGAGUAUGCUGAAGCCUACAUGCCUGGGCUUUCAAGAGGGCCGUAAUUUUCAGAUAAUGCACUUUUUAUUUAUAGAAUUAUUAUUUUUUGUCCUUAAUUAAGCAAUGAGGCAUUGAUAUAGCAGCUAAUCCAAAAAUUAUAAGUUCCUUGGUUUUCAUGAGUGUUGACAUUCACCGUAACGCCUGCACGCUAUUUAAUUGCACAAUGUUCAGCACUUAUGAAGUUCUGUCAUAAUUAGAGGAUAUUUCCGCUGACCUUCUCAAUAAAAAUAAAGGAAAGGGAGGAGGGCAAACGUAAAAGAAGAGACUGAAUUUAAGUCCAAAUUCCAAAGAUCCAGAAAUUUAUGAGCCGUGUUGCAUGUACACGUUCGUUAUCGGCUAAAUCAGCUGAACUUUCGUGGGAAUAUCAUCCUCAAGGCCCGCGUAUUUUACCUAGGUACAGGCCCCGUAACUGGCAAUCCGCCACUGAUUUUGAUCCAUAAUAGCAUUGAAUAGCUUAUUCCGAAAAUACAACCAAAAACAUAUUAACAAUGCAACGUCGUAAUAUCAACGUACAGUUUGCAUUUUUCAUUGCUGGUUAGGUCUCAAAAUUGUAUACAAUCUCCCGUUCCAUCUACAAAAACCCUUCAAUUAUUAUCUUCUUUCCAACUAAAGUGCCCUCUCGUUGGAAAGUUUUGAUGAUUUAUUGCACUGACUGUCUUCAGUCUCUCACUGAUUUUGAAUCUUUAGUUUGUGAAUGUGACAGUGCUGGAUCGGAAAGCAGUGUCUGUGAUAUAACGUCUGGAGUUUGUCAAUGCAAGAUAAAUACCGAAGGUGACAUGUGUAGCAGGUGCAAGGCUGGAACAUUCAAUUUGGAUGCCAGGAACCAACAAGGCUGUCAAUCAUGUUUUGGUUAUGGCCAUGGUACACAGUGCAUUUCAGCUCGAGGAUUCGUUGCCGCCAACAUCACUACAUUUUUCACUGGUAUGUGGUGGUAGAUCAGUGGAUUCACUGGAAAAGUCGAAUCAUUUCCAUACUUUGGUUUUCUAGGUUUUCUUUAAAAAAUUUCCCCGGUUUUCCUGGAAGGUAGGGGCGUCUUGAGAAUAAAGGUCUUGGUAUUUAUCACCCACUGCCCCCCCCCUCCCAUUAUUAAUGACCGGUCCCAAAUUUAGUCUAUGUACUGUAGGUACAUUUGUAAACCUGAAAGUGUCUUGGUAUAAAACAUGACAACGAAAUAUUGUAGCCAGUCAUAUUUUUAAGCUUUUAAAUGAAUACCCUUUUAGUAGACUGUGCUUUAUGUUCGUAACAUGAAUUAUUGCACGUGACGUGAGUUAUUCCACCUUGUCAUACAAUCUAUUUUCAACCAAUAUAAUUAAGCUUAUUUAUCCUGUGAAUUCAGUCCCUUAAAUGUGGUUUCCGUAAAUGCAGGUUCUACCCUGGGUGCAUGGUUAGCUACGCCAAAUAGUGCUGGUGCGAUGGCAACCGCUGGCGCAGAUGGCUUGCUCAUUCGCGGUAAUCUCACACUCAUGGCUCCACCGUCGUAUUUGGGCUUGCAACUAAACUCGUACAAACAAAAGUUGUUGAUCACAGUAAGUUUAAUUAAACUUGUUUGCAACUAUUUUUUUACAUGUGACUUAUACUCUUACAUGGAUGUACGUGGCAGGUGUAAUAACUUUUAAAGGGCGUGGCUUGUGGGUGUUGUGAUAAGUUGGCCACUCAGUUAGUUGUACAUUGUUUUGUGAUUACACACUUUUCUUUACUUGGCGACAAUAUAUGCAACGCUUGAGACAGUUUAUAACGACAUUUACAAUCGUUUGUGAUGGCAUGUGGGCGUAUUGCAGCUUUGAGACCAGUAUUUAAACUGAGUGAAUGGAAUUUAAUAUAGAGUGCUCUAAGCAACAAGAGAAAGUUAGGUGUGCGAGAAUUAGCGGGGUAAAGUAUUCGUGAAUUUUCAGUAAUUAUAGGUUUGAAAUGAAAGCAGACACAUCGUUGUCAGUGUGAAUGUGGUCAUAGGAAUAGUGUAGAUUUAAAAUGUGUUGCACGUACGUUCCAGAGUUUGAUGAUGUCCUAUCGCCCUUUUUGUAGAGCUAAACAGCCAGUGAGCUCCAUAUAUAUCUGGAGCGAGAACUCCAGUCCAAAAAGCGAAACAAGCUUCGUUUUAACCGUGCAGACAAAAACAAUAGAAAGAGAUUGACGUCCUAUAGCUCUUCAAUAUCCGCCAUCUUGGCAAGGAGUGUGCCGAAGUUGCGUAUUUUGACUUCGAUUUAAAGACUAAUAUUAUAAUUUUAUGAACUGAAAAGUUGAUUAGUGAUACGGUCCGUUAGAAAAAACUGGAUUUAGCUGGGGAAAAUGGUAUAAAAACUGUUUAUGAACUUAAGAGCAGAUGGAAGUCAAUGGCCGCCAUCUUGGCUUCAUUUUUCUCAGGCCGAACCACUGGAGUAAAUCCAUUUACCGAGUCAAAUCCGAGUCCGAGUCAGUCCCGAGUCUGAGUCAAACGGCCGAGUUGCGUAAAAAAAAAAGACGAAAGUGAAGAAAAUUCACAGUCGAAUAGGGUUAGGUGUAAGUUUAGGGUUGAGUGCUAACUCAUUUUACCGGCAAAGACAGUCAAACAGUGACUCGGACAUUUGACUCGAACUCAGAUUUGAGUCGGUCAGUAACCGACAAACUCCGAAAUUGAAUAAAAUUGACAGUUGAAUAGGGUUAGGGUAAGUUAGGAGUGGGAUUAUGGUUAGGAUUAGGGUACUAAGUCAUUGAACUGCAAAGACCAUCGAUUAAACAAUGACUCGGACAUUUGACUCGGGCUCAGAUUUGUCUCGGACUCGGAUUUGACUCGGUUAACAGACAAACUCCGAAGUCCGAACCACUGAAGUUCUUGCUCCAGAUAAACAGGGUGUCUCAAAAAAAACGCUACGGAAAUUAAACAGGCUGUCGUGCAUCAUAAACAUGGCUAAACAAUUCAAUGUUUACAUAGGACGAAAGAACAGUUAUUUAGCUUUGCAAUGAUACUCUUUUUAAGUCGUAACGAUGAGAAAUGGCCACAUACUCGUCAAAUAAAAAUUGCCUGUCGAAAUCACAUUCUUCCACCGUUGGGAAUUGCGUGAAAAACGAACCAUAAACAAUUCCCAAGAGGGAAUUAAAAUUGAAUGUUAAAUUAUCUAAAAUAAGCUCAACUCGUCAAUCUUCGUCUUAGUGAGACAAUAACUCAAUAUGAAUUUGGUACGAAACCAGUGGCGUAGCCAGCGGUCCCGCUAUCCCGCCGGGCGGGACUAACAAUUUCCAAAAAUGAGUAAAUGUUUUAUAGUGAAGCCAAAUCACAGCUUUGCUUAUUCUGAAAAUUUAAAUAUUAAUUAUGAUCAUUUUCAGUGCUUUCAUUUGUCAUUUAUUUAAAGUUUACGCAAUAUUUCUGUCUGCUCUUUGACCUCUUUGUUGUCUAGCAAAUGAUACCCUGCAGAAUUAGCUAAUUUCCAUGCAAUUUGUUGCUUACUUGCGCAAUUCGUGAAUCGCAUGUCUUGUGUUCCGCUGAUUUUCUAGCCUGCGUGGCAGGCUCUCUGGGUUUGGGGGAAGCCCCCCCCCCAAAAAAAUAAUUUUUCUCCCCCAAACCCAGAGAGCCUGCCACGCAGGCUACUGACUUUCAUGUGGCGGUGUCACAGUGAUUUCGGUUCCCCCGUGAAAUCGGUUCCCCCUCGGAUAAAAUUCCUCCAUUAUAACCGGAACUUUAUGCCUAUCACAGUACAGGCAGGCGGCAGAAUUUCCCUUGAUGUCCAACAUGGCGACCGUCGAGAGAGUGAUCGGCCCGGUAUUUGAUAUAUAAAAUCAUUAUUUUGAAUUUGUUUACUGAAAAUUUUCAAAAAUUAGGAAAUUGAAUUAGUCAGUUUUGUUCCUUAUGGUAAUUUUUUGUCUUUAUACCUGGAAAUACACCUCAUUUUACAGACACGAAAUUGACAUCAAGACCCAUGUUAAUACUGUAUUUAUAAUAUAUACUAGUUUCAAUCAGUUUUGUUUGAAAUGAUACGAAAUACUUAUGUAAAGUCUAAAAUCUAUAUCAUUGUUUAGUUAGAUUUUCAUUAAUGACUGCAAAUUUGGAAAAAAGUCCCGCGCUUAUUUUUAUCAAAACCAUUGAACUAUAUUGUAUAUAAAAUAUAGUUCAAUGAUCAAAACAAGGGAAAUUCUGCCGGUACUGCGAUAGGCAUUAAGUUCCGGUUAUAAUAGAGGAAUUUUAUUCGAGGGGGAACCGAUGUCACCGAUUUCACGGGGGAACCGAAAUCACUGUGACAGCGGAAUAUGCAAUACUAUCUUAUACAAUAAAUUCUGGUUUCUAGUUGGAUAAUUGGGGCAGCGCAUGCCCAGAAAGGUUGUUUUUAAUGCCGAAGUCCCGCUAUUUAUGAAGGUGGAGGUUGUUAAUAUUCAAACCUUUCUGACGAAGCUUUCUGCGCGAGUAUUCACGACUGUGACGCUGGUAGGUCAUUAUCCAUAUCAUAUUUGAUAUUGCUUUUGUGAUUUGUAUACAAUGGCUUCAACGAGCGUGACGAACCUUAUGGAAAGCCAUAGCGGAAUUUCAUUUCAUUCGGUGUUUUUAGCAUUAUAUAUGUGGUGCUUUUAUCUAUAUGCGAGGUGCUCUCUACAUUAUACGCGGUGCUUCGAGUUUGAGCAUUAUACGCGAUGAUUUUGACAUUAUAUAUUGGCUACACGCAACAUUAUCCAAAUAGUUGCUUUUAACAUUAUAUACGCGGUGCUUGAGACAUUUCAUAAUAUACGCGGUGCUUGAGACAUUAUACGCGGUACCUUGAGCAUUGACUGUACGCAGUGGUUUUAUCAUUAUACGCAGUGUUGUAACUACUUGCUGUGAUUUCAACAUCAUAUCGGUGCGUCAGUGCGUGAGACAUUAUACAAGGUGCAGUGUUUAAUUAUUCGUUGUGCUGCAGACUCAGUGCAGAGGGAAAUAUUUUUGCCUAACACAGCACUUCUCUGAGCUCACACUGUAGAUCUUCUCUGAGGCGUCUGAGCCAGAUGGCAUUUUUUGUAUUUUACGAAGGGAAAAUACUCCUGUUAGAGGUGUAUGGAAACUUUGUUUAGUGACAUCCUUCCACCCUCGAAAUCGCAGAAAAUGCCAUUUCCGAGGUUCUAGAUUUCAAAUUUUCUCGGGGGGAAGGGGGGUGCAUGACCCCGAACCCCUCCAGAAAGGUCGCACCUUCGGUGCGAGGGGCCCGACUUCGGCGGGACGACUUUUUUAAGCCAGCUACGCCACUGUAAUAACGAAACAUGGUUCAAUUAACCCCUGAACAGAGAACAUUCGCUAUCAAAACGUUUUUGAAACAAAUAGCUAGCAGCAGGCUUGCGUUGCUUUUGGAUUGACUAACUUUGCAUAAUUAAUGUAUUUUCAAUUCCCAACGGUGGAAGAAUGUGAUUUCGACCGGAUAUUUUUAUUUGACAAGUGUGUAGCCAUUUCUCAUCGUUGCGACUCUUUCUUCCUAUGUAAAAUUCGAACUGUUUAGCUACGUUUAUGACGCACAACAGCCUGUUGAAUUUCCGGUAGCGUUUUUUUUAGACACCCUGUAUAGAGAUACCUCACUGGGUUUAGCGUAUUCGAAGAAUCGCGUCUGCAGCCAUCUUUAUGUUUUGGAACAGCCAGGACAAGUCACAUCGUAGAUAACAUUAGAUAUAAUACAGUGCAACACAUCGCGCAAUCUAAUCGAUGCCGAUCCCUGUUGCUACUAAACUAAUUAGUUGAUUUAUUUUCGUCUGUAUCCACAGUAAUUGGUGUAAACUGUUGUGGUGUCCCCGCCUCUUGUUAUUUCUCGUGUAUAUGAAUCGUUGUACUUGUAUUGUGUACGUUUUUUUGUCAAGGCGAAGCUAAAUAAAGAAAAUAAAUAAAUAAAUAAAUGUUACCUACAUUCUUGUAUAGAUAUCCACGUCUGUGGAUUUAUCCGCUGAAGGAAUUUCCCUUGUCCUUUCCGGGCGGAGCUACAAUGCUGAACUCCAGUCAGACGUCCCAGUUUCUGACAAUCAUAGUGUCAUCAUCUUCACUUUGGACGAAAGUCAUUUGGUUUCUGAUAAUAAUGAUUUGACGGAGUUUCAGUUUCAAUCUUUGCUAUCCAAUAUCAGUUCACUUGAAUUGAAAGUCCAAUCGGAAAUAGUGAUCAGAGAGAUCGCGCUUCAAUCUGCGGUGCAUGAUGUGACAAGCGAUGUCCACGAUCAGAUCAGUUUUGUGGAGAAUAUGACCUGUUUUGAAAACUACACUGGUUUUUCUUGUGAAGCUUGUGCUCAAGGUAGGAAUUUUAGUUCGUUCCGUGUCAAUUAA